Molecule: messenger RNA, 2683 nt
Organism: Priapulus caudatus
Lineage: Eukaryota; Metazoa; Priapulida; Priapulimorpha; Priapulimorphida; Priapulidae
Product: membrane-bound transcription factor site-1 protease-like
Biological process (GO): proteolysis
Cellular component (GO): Golgi apparatus
Molecular function (GO): serine-type endopeptidase activity
Source: RefSeq, a predicted model, not a curated record
UCGCCAUUUGCUAGUUAAAUGUUUACAUUCCGUUCUUGGCAUGAAAAUGUUGUAAAUAUUACUAAUAUGUACUAAUUAUUAGUUAUACAUGUAUAGUCUUUAUUAUGAUCAACAAUUUAUUAUAAGGCGAAAGUUUAGUUUUCCAUGCUCAUGUGAUGCGGAUCGGCACCCGAUCGGCCAGCGCACUCCACCUGUGCUCGGUUCUCUGCCUUCUAGUCAGCAACUUGUAUCUUGUGGGCAGUGCAGACACGCGACCUGGCGGAGGCGACGGCGGCGAUGACGAUGGCGUGCCGUGCGACAGUGUGGAGUACCAGUCGUUGCGUGUAGAUUUCGCGUCGUCCGUCGUCGACAAUGUGCAGAACGUCGACCUUGUCGGAGGCGACGACGCAGAUGACAUGGCCGUCGUGCGACAGUGUGGAUGCGCUGCGCCGCAAGCCUGCUGCAGGAUUUCCAGCAGCGACUUCGAUGUACUCAAGGUGCGGGAGGGCAGUGCUGACGUCAUCGCCGCCCUCGCGCGACUCCCCCUCGUCAAGCAGGUCACGCCGCAUCGCAUGGUGACGCGCACGCUCAAGCUGGUCGCAGACGCGGGUCAGGACGCUGGGCCGGACGCGGGGCCGGAUGGGGGUCAGGAGGCUGGGCCGGACGCGGGGCCGCGGCACACGCGGCCGCCGCCGUGCAACGCCACGGAGGACGGGCCGUGCUGGGAGCAGACGCUCAACUUCCGCGGCCGCUCGAGUCUGUCGCUGGCGACGGCGUUCUGGCACGCGACGGGACGUCACACGAGCAGACGCCUGCUCAGGGCCGUGCCACGACAGAUCACUAGUGCCCUACAUGCAAACAUGCUGUGGGACAUGGGUCACAAGGGGGCAGGUGUUAGGGUCGCCAUCUUCGAUACGGGCUUGAGUGAGACGCAUCCACACUUCAAGAAGGUCAAAGAAAGGUCGGACUGGACCAACGAGAAGACUGUCACAGGGAAAAUACUAGAUAAGCCCACCUGGCAUCCGUACAUCCCGCAGUUCGGUAACUACAUCGACGUGUCGAUCUCCUACUCCAGCGUGCUGUGGCCGUGGUCCGGCUACCUCGCUGUGUCCAUCUCGGCGACACCGGCCGCAGAGUCCUGGGAGGGCACCGCCGCCGGCCACAUCGAACUGACCGUCGAAUCUCCGCCCCAGGGUGAUGAGGUGGAUCCUCGCAUGUCCGUCCUGAAGCUGGCCAUGAGGGUGAAGAUUGUGCCGACUCCUCCACGCAGCAAGCGUCUGCUGUGGGACCAGUACCACAACCUGCGCUACCCGCCCGGAUACUUCCCCCGAGACAACCUGCGCAUGAAGAACGACCCCCUCGACUGGAAUGGUGACCACAUCCACACGAACUUCAAGGACAUGUACCAGCAUCUGCGAAGCAACGGCUACUUUGUGGAGGUGCUUGGAGCUCCGUUUACGUGCUUCGAUGCCAAGCAGUAUGGCGCCCUCAUGAUCGUCGACGCAGAGGAGGAAUACUUUCCGGAGGAGAUCAUUAAGCUGAAGAGGGACAUAGACGAGGGUCUGGCUGUGCUGGUGUUUGCUGACUGGUACAACACCACCGUCAUGAAGAAGGUCAAGUUCUAUGACGAGAACACAAGGCAGUGGUGGAUGCCAGACACAGGUGGCGCUAAUGUUCCAGCGCUGAACGAGCUACUGGCGCCGUGGGGCAUGGCGUUCAGUGGUGUCUACGAGGGGGAGUUCACACUCGCAAACCACGACAUGUACUACGCAUCUGGAACAAGCAUCGCUAAGUUCCCAGAGGGAGGCAUUGUGGUUAGGCAAACGCUCAAGGAUCAGGGUUACGAGGUGAUCAAGGGAGAGACGGAGACAGCAGACGGGGUCGCCGUGCUAGGCCUGUACCCCACCGAGGAACCGCGGCUCAAGCCGCAGGCCGGACGCAUUGUCCUGUACGGCGACUCCAACUGUCUGGACAGCAGCCAUCUCCAGAAGGACUGCUACUGGUUACUGGAUGCGCUCCUGCAGUUUACAACGUACGGCAAGAUCCCACCGGCAUUCAAGAACUUUGCGGGCACAGCGCUGCCACCUGUUGUCAACGUGCCACAACGGAUGCCAGAUAAUCGCCUCCACCAGUAUUCGAAGGUUCUGGCCAAUCAGCUCGGAGCCCCGCAGCCACGCCCCCUGCCGGCGUGUCCGCACCUCGUGUGGACUCUGGCAGAACCGCUGAACGAGUCGGCACCAACCAACUUCUACAAGCACAACAAGCUGCUGUCGGUCGAGGUCGCCGACGUGCUCCCCCUCGCCGCGCUCGGUAAGCCGCCCGACGGUCUGCCCGCCGCCGCGUUCCCGGACGACGGGCGUGCGCGCUGGGACCACCACGGCGUGCACAGCGCGGUGCUGCCGCCGGGCCAGGACGUCGGGCAGACGUUGCCCGUGCUCGUGCUCGCCUGCGUCUGCUGCGUUGCGCUGUUCGUCGGCAGCCACCUGCUGAAGCGCUUCCGCACGAAGCCGCGUCGACGCAAGCCGCGCCUCAAGCGCAUCCAGCAGGCGAUGCAGCAUGGAGGCAGGAUGCCCGCCGUGUAGCGCGGAGGAAGGAUGCCCGCGGUGUAGCGCGGAGGAAGGAUGCCCGCGGUGUAGCGCGGAGGAUGCAGGAUGCCCGCCGUGUAGCACGGAGGAUGCAGGAUGGAGGCAGGAUGCCCGCCGUG